UACGCGAGCGGUGCCUUGUUUUGGUCUGUUUCGGCGUCGCAAAAAAAGAAAACUCAGCGAGUUUUAGAGGAACUUAUGCAGCAAUUCAAACGGACUUGGUACGUUUCCGUUGUAAAUAACGGUCAGAUGCAUCCUUUGCGUCGGUGCUUUGUGUAAUUGCACUUUUGGGAUUUUUGCAGACAGCGCUUUGAUCUCCGGGGUAAAUGGGGUCGUGCGCUGCUGACUGCGCUUGUUUUGAUAAUGCAUUCGGAUCUCCGGACUGAAAAGGACACUGUUUUGUAAUUUUUACUGUUUUGUGUUUUUUACAUCAUAAACUUGGUGCUUUCCGGUACUUGCAAUAUUUUUGAGGAUGUCCGAUGGAUUAUUCAAACUUAGUUGUAACAAUGUAAUGCUGCUGAAAAAAAAUCCAGGUGUACUACUAAAUAUCGACGAACUGUUAUAAUUGAAGCUGUUGAAGGAGCGCACAAAAGUGACCUGUUUAAGUGCUAUUUUUCUAUUUUUACUCAAUGGAACCAUUUUUGUCUCAGCGCUCACAUUUGGCGAAGAGUACAUGCAUAAGGCUUUGACUUUCGAUCCUGCAGUUUUUCUAUAAUUUAUUUUUUAUACCAUGGCAAGCCCCACCACGGAGCAAGGAUGUUUUUCGGCCGUGAAGAAGGUGGGUUAUUUAAGGAAACCCAAAAGCAUGCACAAAAGGUUUUUUGUACUGAGGGCGGCGAGCGCCUCCGGACCGUCCCGACUGGAGUACUAUGAAAACGAGAAGAAGUGGAGAUACAAGUCUGGAGCACCCAAAAGGUCCAUUCCGCUGGAGAGCUGCUUUAACAUCAACAAAAGAGCGGAUUCUAAAAACAAGCAUCUCGUCGCGCUUUAUACCAAGGAUGAGUACUUCGCCAUCGCUGCUGACAGCGAGGUAGAGCAGGAGUCGUGGUAUCAAGCCCUGGUUGAUCUUCAUAACAGAGGUAAGGUCCACGAAACUGCUGCGGGAGUUGGCGAGGAUAAUUACGGCGAAGCCACGCCGGGACCUGCCUUCAAAGAGGUUUGGCAGGUUAUUUUGAAAGCAAAGGGUCUGGGUCACACAAAGAACUUGAUUGGUGUUUACAGAUUAUGCCUCACCAAUAAAACUAUCAGUUUUGUGAAACUCAAUUCUGAUGCAGCUGCUGUGGUCCUGCAGUUAAUGAACAUUAGGAGAUGUGGUCACUCUGAAAACUUCUUUUUCAUUGAAGUCGGGAGAUCUGCUGUGACGGGGCCCGGGGAGUUUUGGAUGCAAGUGGACGACUCCGUUGUGGCUCAGAACAUGCAUGAAACUAUAUUAGAAGCCAUGAAAGCCAUGAGUGAGGAGUUCAGACCCCGCAGCAAAAGUCAGUCAUCUUCUAACUGCUCAAACCCCAUCUCAGUACCUGUCAGGAGGCAUCAUCACAACAAUCCUCCCCCCAGUCAAGUUGGCUUAGGCCGGCGCUCUCGGGCAGAGAGUGUGACGUCCACUUCUCCUGUUAGAUCUGGCAAACACAGCCAUUCAUUCAGAGUGAGAGCGUCCAGCGAUGGGGAGGGCACCAUGUCCAGACCGGCAUCCGUAGAUGGUAUUCCAAGCAGUCCGAGCACAGCACGACCUCAAUCGCAGCGACACAGGGGUGGAUCCUCCAGACUUCACCCGCCACUCAAUCACAGCAGAUCAAUCCCCACGCCCACCUCACGGUGCUCCCCCUCAGCCAUCAGCCCCAUCAGCCUGUCUUCCAGCAGCACCAGCGGCCAUGGAUCCACAUCUGACUGCCUCUUUCCACGCCGCUCAAGCGCCUCCAUAUCUGGAUCGCCCAGUGACGGCGGAUUCAUCUCCUCGGAUGAAUAUGGAUCCAGCCCCUGUGACUUUCGAAGCUCCUUCCGUAGCGUGACUCCAGACUCACUUGGCCACACGCCACCUGCCAGGGAGGAAGAGAUAAACAACUAUAUCUGCAUGGCCAAGCCUGGUUCACUUCCUGGUGCCGGGAGCCAAUCGCGAAGCCAAUCCAGGGGAACGCCAUCGAGACUGGAGGAGCCCGAGCUG
Sinocyclocheilus grahami is the source of this 2035-nucleotide messenger RNA. RefSeq names its product insulin receptor substrate 1-B-like. The record is from RefSeq and is a predicted model, not a curated record. Lineage: Eukaryota; Metazoa; Chordata; Actinopteri; Cypriniformes; Cyprinidae. Gene Ontology annotation, biological process: insulin receptor signaling pathway. Gene Ontology annotation, molecular function: phosphatidylinositol 3-kinase binding; insulin receptor binding. The annotation marks the transcript as partial. The transcript has a single exon. Gene Ontology annotation, cellular component: cytosol; plasma membrane.